UUGACCUUAAACAGCUAAACAGCAUUUCCGAGCGCACCUUACGUUUUCGUUUCUCAAGGUCUUAUUUCACGUUGGUGCAUAUACGGGUAUGAAUUAUGCCAUGGAACCCCCAGCUAUGAGCACCUACUUGUCGGAUAGUGAAACAGUUGGGGAGUCCACUAACCUUCUACAUAUAGAAGGUCAUGAUUGGAGUCAACUUCAAGAUGGGACCAUUGAAAUAACUGAUCGAUUGCCCAAGAAGGAAUAUUAUAUGAGCCUUCGAAGAUUUAACAGCACAGGCCCAGCCUCUGGUACCGGACAUCGAUUGGGCAGCAUUUCUAGUGGUUCAGCUGCUGGGCUAGCGAAUGGAUCUUCUGGUUUGCUUGGUGCUAGUUCAACGUCACCUCGACCGGGUGGUGGCACUUUGCGUGGGUCUUCACAUCCUUCAGUUAUUGACUUUAAACCCUCUGGUAAGAUGGUGGACUGUACAGUUGUGAUGUUGGAUGGAACAACGAGAGAGUUCCGCUUAGAUGUGAGUUUUGUUUGUAUAAGAUCUUAUAUUAACGGUUUUUUCUGAGCUUU
This is a messenger RNA of Trichobilharzia szidati, 561 nucleotides long. Lineage: Eukaryota; Metazoa; Platyhelminthes; Trematoda; Strigeidida; Schistosomatidae. The record is from the annotation of a GenBank genome assembly.